AUGCUGACCUGGGAAGGAUUCGUCCAAGAUAUAUAUGUACUAGUGGAUGCAGCAUCAUUGGAAUAUAGGGCACGCGCAGAAUUGGCCCAGCUUGUAGUCGUGUCUGCUCGACCCGCAUCGGGUAGAAGAGGCGAGCAGCGAAAGGCUCGCAUAGAAGAGAACCGCUACUACAUUCCGCUCUAUCGCAACAAAGAUUACGAAGGAAAAGAUCCGGCUGAAGAAAAGGCAAAGGUUGCGCAGUUGAUAAUCAGCGCCCUUAAUACCUACCAUCUUGUUCCGUUCGCGCAAUUUCAGAUCAUGAGUGAACCGAUUGACGAGCACAGCUUGUAG
Penicillium hordei is the source of this 330-nucleotide messenger RNA. RefSeq lists its product as uncharacterized. Bases 1 to 330 code for a protein of 109 amino acids. The record is from RefSeq and is a predicted model, not a curated record. The transcript has a single exon. Lineage: Eukaryota; Fungi; Ascomycota; Eurotiomycetes; Eurotiales; Aspergillaceae.